This is a messenger RNA of Megalopta genalis, 878 nucleotides long. RefSeq lists its product as uncharacterized. NCBI's taxonomy places the organism in Eukaryota, Metazoa, Arthropoda, Insecta, Hymenoptera, Halictidae. The record is from RefSeq and is a predicted model, not a curated record.
UCAUCGGCGGAAGUUCCCAGUAUCAAAUACAAAUUUUCUCUGAGGUGAUUAAAACAAAAAUCCUGGUUAGUUUGAUAUUAUAUCUGAAUUAGAAACGACCAUAAGUUUAAGUACACUUUCUUCAGUUUGCUUUAAAUUUUUUACACAAAUUUCGGACGGAUGUACAAAUCGUAUAAAUAACGUGUUCAGUUUCCUGUUUGUAUCUACAAAACAGAAGUUUAGUUUUAUUUUAAAUAUGGGACUUAACCCGUUGAGAUGGAAAACCAGAAACGUGUUGUAUUCAGCAUUGAUGUUGUUUGUUUUUUAUAUACUAUUCAUAUAUAAGAAAAAGUCUCAAGUAAUUUUUGAAGGCAUUAUACAGAACUCAAAUCCAAUUCAUGUUUGGGAAUAUGUAGCUGAUUUUAGCAACAUGAAGAAAUUAAAUCCAACAAUAGAAGAGUUUAAUGUAAUCGCAGAAAGUGGUAAUUACGAUCAUUGGAAAUAUUCGGUCGAAUAUACCGAACGUUUAAGUCACAUACCAAUUAUUCGAAAUGUCGCGCAAGGACAUUAUGCCGUACGACAAGAUAAUCAUGGUUAUUUAAUCACUUCGAAACAUCAUACAUGCUUUUUCCCUAAAUUGGGAUGCUUGGAAUCGAUCUCGCAAUUCAGAUUCGAUAGAGAUGGAGCUAAUGAUACGAAAUGUAUCGAAACAGUGCAAUAUGAGUGUCCGAUCGUAUUUUCGGAACUGUGUUACAGAGAAGUGAUGUAUCAACGAGAGGAAAUUAUAAAAAGAUUAAAAGCAGAAUUUUCCGUGGCUGACAUUCAGAAUUAAUAAUAUUUUAUCAACUAUAUUUACAUAUAUAUGUACACAUUAUUAAUGGUUCCGAUAUAAUUUUAGU